CUGAGGGUUCCUGGGACACCCCUGGGGGUCCCUUCCAGCCAGGACCCCCCCACCUGAGGAUCCCUGCAUGGAGAGCCCCCCGGUGCCACCCGCCCUGGACGUGGACAAGGCCGUGGCCACGGCCUUCGUGGUGCUCCUGGGGCUCUUCCUCCUCGCCAUGACCGUGCGCUGUGCCCGGCUCGUGGUGGAUCCCUACAGCGCCAUCCCCACCUCCACCUGGGAGGAGGAGCCCAUCAACUGACCCCCCCAACCCCCUGGGACCCCCAACCCCAUCCUCACCUCCACCUGAGAGGAGGAGCCCAUCAACUGACCCCCCUAGGACCCCCAACCCCAGCCCCACCUGGGAGGAGGAGCCCAUCAACUGACCCCCCCCAAACCCCUGGGACCCCCAACCCCAUCCCCACCUCCACCUGGGAGGAGGAGCCCAUCAACUGACCCCCCCAGGACCCCCAACCCCAGCCCCACCUCCACCUGGGAGGAGGAGCCCAUCAACUGACCCCCCCCAACCCCCUGGGACCCCCAACCCCAUCCUUACCUCCACUUGGAAGGGGGAGCCCAUCAACUGACCCCCCCCAACCCCCUGGGACCCCCAACCCCAGCCCCAGCCCCACCUGGGAGGAGGAGCCCAUCAACUGACCCCCCCAGGACCCCCAACCCCAGCCCCACCUGAGAGGAGGAGCCCAUCAACUGACCCUCCUUAAACCCCCUGGGACCCCCAACCCCAUCCUUACCUCCACUUGGAAGGGGGAGCCCAUCAACUGACACCACCCCCAGACCCCCAAACCCAUCCCUAGCCCUGCCUGGGAGGAGGAGCCCAUCAACUGACCCUCCUUAAACCCCCUGGGACCCCCAACUCCAUCCCCACCUCUACCUGGAAGGGGAAGCCCAUCAAUUGACCCCCCCAAACCCCCUGGGACCCCCAAACUCCACAGCACCCCCUCCCCACAUGGUGCUCCAACAACCCCCAGCCCCACAGGACCCCCUGCCAUCCCAAGGCCACCCGAAGCCAGACAAGGCCUAGAAAGCAGGUAGAGAGUUAAAAUCAGAAUACAGGCAGGUCAGAAUAUAGGCAUAAACGAGAGCACAAAGGAUGUACUGCCAGAACCUAGAGAUAGAGAUUAGGUGGCACCGUACACUAAAAGAAUGCACACACACCUAACCUAAGUAAGAUAAGGGGUGACAUGGGGCUUGAGUCCAAGAAUCUUGCAAAAUUCACCAUGAAGUCGGCCAAAACCAAGAAAGUUGAAAAGUUCAUGAAGAUGAUGGAGCCUGGGCCAGGGGCUGAUAAGGAUGAAGAACAGGAACAACCCUCCCAGAUUCUCCCCAAAUUGAAGACCACGCCCCAGACUCCGCCUAGACCCCGCCUAUUAUGAAUAUUAUAAUUAGAUGUUGCAAUUAUAUGAAUAUGUAUGUAGAUAUGUUGCAAUCACUCGUAGAAAUUGUAUAAAAUCCUGUAAUUUCACUGGAGAGACAGAGCAGUUUGUCCAGCUGCUCUCCAACGUUGCCUCAUAGACACAUCUCGCCGCUUAAAGACUAAAUCUCGUCUCUGAGC
This is a messenger RNA of Pseudopipra pipra, 1552 nucleotides long. It is a transcript of the gene CTXND2, whose product is annotated as cortexin domain containing 2. NCBI's taxonomy places the organism in Eukaryota, Metazoa, Chordata, Aves, Passeriformes, Pipridae. The coding region runs from base 68 to 241 and encodes 57 amino acids. The transcript has a single exon. The record is from RefSeq and is a predicted model, not a curated record.